Messenger RNA from Aureobasidium vineae, 1209 nucleotides. The record is from the annotation of a GenBank genome assembly. Lineage: Eukaryota; Fungi; Ascomycota; Dothideomycetes; Dothideales; Saccotheciaceae.
AUGCUCUCUCCCGAUGGAAUUGACGCACAUUAUGGCGAAAAUGCUACCGCUACAUCUGGCGAAGGUGGCAUCGACGCGGAUCUGGUGACUGAUGUGAUUCAAGUUGGGGAUAUCCUCGUCGGAGGCGCUCAUUUUGGAGUAGCACAUCAGAUGGACGGUAAAUUCCUCGGAAAUGGUGAUUAUAUCGGUCUCCUGGGACUUGCGAACACACUCCAAGAGGCUGUCAAGCCAGGUCAACCAAAGUAUCCCACUUUUGUCGAGUCACUGGUCGGAGCUGGCGCCAUCGCUUCGCGCGUCUUCAGUCUCUAUCUCAACGAAGUGAGCAGUUAUGGCUCUAUUCUGUUUGGUGGUGUCGAUACUGAAAAAUACACGGGUGACCUCAUGACCCUGAACUUUCGCCCCUCGGUGCUCUCCACGGGUGAGAAGUUGGUUUCAUAUAGCUUCAUGCGCAUGGAGGAAGUGUCCAUGACACUUGAAGACGGCACACAGACUGCGCUCAUCGAGUCCAGCGGGCCGGAGCUGAAUGUUAUCCCUGACUCCGGAACAUCAACCUGGAACAUUCCAACAGACGUGUACAACACAGUCGUCAACUUGACCGGCGUCACAGUAUCAGGCUCCAACGCAGUCCUGCCCUGCAGCCAGAUUUCGAACAAGACAACCUUCACCUAUACCUUCUCCGGCAAAGGAGAGAACAAGGUCAAGCUAGAAGUCCCACUCUCUUCAUUUUUCAUCCCUGCAUCAAGGGCCGAUGGCAAAGGAGUCGUGAAAACGGGUGGACAGGAUAUGUGUCUCUUGAUGGUCGCUCCAUCCAAUCCCAGUUCUGGAAUCUUUCUCAUGGGCGACCCCGUCUUGCGUGCCGGCUACUGGGUCUUCGACAUGGACAACGGACAAAUCUCCAUUGCGCAAGCACGUCUCUCGUCCACCUCCUCCAACAUCGUCGCCGUGGAAGCUGGUCCCCACGGCGUCAUGAACGCAACACAUCAACCCAGCGGUCUUGCUGCCAAUCAGACUGAGCAGGUCGCCAAGACUGCCACUGCAUCGGUAAGCUUUUCGCUGUCGACUGCGGCUAGUGCUGUGGGACAGACAUCUGGUCCUCAGUCUACCGUUCUGAGUGGCGUUGCUGCUGGUUCGAUGCUCGAUGUCACUGCCAUGAUGUCUUUGACUAGUACCCUAUUGUUGUCUGUCACUUUUGGCGCUUUCUUGUUGUAG